Molecule: messenger RNA, 2500 nt
Organism: Elaeis guineensis (African oil palm)
Lineage: Eukaryota; Viridiplantae; Streptophyta; Magnoliopsida; Arecales; Arecaceae
Product: 9-cis-epoxycarotenoid dioxygenase, chloroplastic
Biological process (GO): carotene catabolic process
Cellular component (GO): chloroplast stroma
Molecular function (GO): carotenoid dioxygenase activity
Source: RefSeq, a predicted model, not a curated record
CUUCCCAACUCGAACCACUUCAAAUCCUUUUUUUUAAAAAUAAAAAUCACCGACCUGCAAUCCCUCCACUCCUCGAAGAACCUGAAGCAGACAUAUAGACAAACUUUCAAACACCCCUCCCUGCCUUCUUCUCCUCCUUGGAACACUAACCAUGGCAUGCCCAGCAGCUGCCAAUCCAAUCUAUAGAGCCCACCAAUCGAGUCCCCUCCUGGGCCUCAACCGCUCUAAAUCCAUCAAACAACGAAGAAAAUCUCCCUCCUCCAUCCAUUGCUCCACCUCCUCCCAUUCCCUCCUCAACCUCCCCACCCGCUCCUCCUCCUCCUCCUACCCCCCUUCUCCUUAUGUCAAAGAUGUGGGCUUGCCAUCGCCGUCGUCGACGGCGACCAUCACCAAGCCCUCCAGCAAACCCGAUCAACGGAAUUACCGCCGCGACGAUGGCCAGACCGCCCGGCCCCACUGGAAUUGGAACCUCCUCCAGCGGCUGGCUGCCACGGCGCUGGACACCGUCGAGGACGCCUUCAUAUCCAACGUGCUCGAGCGCCCGCACCCGCUGCCCAAGACCUCCGACCCCGCCGUCCAGAUCGCCGGCAAUUUCGCCCCCGUCGGCGAGCAGCCCCCCCACCACCACCUCCCCGUCUCCGGCAAGAUCCCGCCGUUCAUCAAUGGAGUAUACGUGCGGAACGGCGCCAACCCGCACUUCCAGCCGGUCGCCGGCCACCACUUCUUCGAUGGGGAUGGCAUGGUCCACGCCGUCCACCUCCGCAAUGGCGCCGCCAGCUAUGCGUGCCGGUUCACCGAGACGGAGCGGCUCCGGCAGGAGCACGCCCUCGGGCGGCCUAUCUUCCCCAAGGCCAUCGGCGAGCUCCACGGCCAUUCCGGCAUCGCCCGCCUCCUCCUCUUCUACGCCCGCUCCCUCUUUGGCCUCGUCGACCCCUCCCACGGCACCGGCGUCGCCAACGCCGGACUCAUCUACUUCCACGACCGCCUCCUCGCCAUGUCGGAGGACGACCUCCCCUACCACGUCCGCAUCACCCGCUCCGGCGACCUCGAGACCGUCGGACGCUACGACUUCGACGGCCAGCUCCGCUCCGCUAUGAUCGCCCACCCCAAGCUCGACCCCGUGUCCCGCGAGCUCUUCGCUCUCAGCUACGACGUCAUCCAGAAGCCAUACCUCAAGUACUUCCGCUUCUCCCCCGCCGGAGAGAAGUCACCGGACGUCGAGAUCCCCCUCGACCAGCCGACCAUGAUGCAUGACUUCGCCAUCACCGAGAAUUUCGUCGUCGUCCCCGACCAGCAGGUGGUCUUCAAGCUCCAGGAGAUGAUCCACGGCGGCUCACCGGUCGUCUACGACCGCACCAAGACCUCGCGGUUCGGAAUCCUCCCCAAGCACGCCGCCGACGCGUCGGAGAUGAAGUGGGUCGACGUCCCGGACUGCUUCUGCUUCCACCUCUGGAACGCCUGGGAGGAGCCCGGCACCGGCGAGGUCGUCGUCAUCGGCUCCUGCAUGACGCCGGCCGACUCCAUAUUCAACGAGAGCGAUGAGAGCCUCAGGAGCGUGCUGUCGGAGAUCCGGCUCGACCGGACCACCGGAAAAUCCACCCGACGGCCCAUUCUCGCCCCUGCCGACCAAUUGAACCUCGAGGCCGGAAUGGUGAACCGGAACAAGCUCGGCCGGAAGACCCGCUACGCUUACCUGGCCAUCGCCGAGCCAUGGCCCAAGGUGUCGGGCUUCGCCAAGGUCGACCUCUUCACCGGCGAGGUGGCCAAGUUCAUGUUUGGCGAGGAGCGGUACGGCGGGGAGCCAUACUUCGUGCCGAGGCACCCGUCGUCGCCGAGGGAGGACGACGGGUACGUCCUCACCUUCAUGCACAAUGAGAAGACGUCGGAGUCGGAGCUGCUCAUCGUCAACGCCGCCGACAUGCGCCUUGAGGCAUCGGUGAAGCUGCCAUCCAGAGUUCCUUACGGUUUCCAUGGGACAUUCAUCAACUCAAAGGACCUGGAAUCACAGGCAUAGAAGAGGAGAGGAGCCAGUACUCCUCUUCCCCUAUGCCUAUCUUCAUCCUUUUCUGAACAGGGGAGAUCUUAGCAGAGGGAUAUGCUUCCCAUAGAGGUCCCCGGAGUCUCCUCAGUUAGUUUAUUCUAUUUUCUUCCUUCCUACAGUUGGUAAUAGUGAGAGAGUAGAGACCAGCGUGUAGCUUUGUUGGGGCUAUAGUUAGGUUCCCCGAGCUCAGCUGGUCUCUGUUAUUCUUUCCUCUAUUUACUUUUCUUUAUUUUUUUUAUUUCUUUUUUUUUGGCCCCCCUUAGCCUAUAGAUAGUGAUACAGAUCAUGAUGAUAGCUUUGUUCCAUAAUAAUUCUGUCCACCAUCUUCUCGUGUCUGGGUAUUGAGGGAAGGGGGUUCUUGUACUCCCAUGUGUAGGCAAGCACGGGGCCCCCUCCCCUUGGUAUCCUCCGUUGUGAAUAUUACUCAGAUUAUAAUAAUGUUGCACUUGGACACCAUCA